AUGCAAACCUCUGCACCCCCGGUCAUUGACCAAUCUUCCCCAGGCCAAACCCCCGUCCAGGGGCAAGAUGUGUUCUGCAACAGUUCUUGGAGCACCCUUCAAUCUUCUUCUGCAGCCGUAACCAGCGUUGAUAAGAGCUUGUCCCGUUCACCGACUCUGCCCACAACAGCCUUUGCACGAAGACAAACUUGGCCUGAGCCAGCUUCUCCGACAAGGCAGUCUCCGCUGCGGAAGUCUACGGUUCCAGGAGACGUGCAAAGUUCGGACGAGGAGGUGUUUCCAGUUCCGGGUUCACCGUCUACUCUCGAUCAUUUACGCAAACAUAGGGCUAAGAUGUCUUUGACGGGAGACAGGAAGGGCAGGGAAGCACUGGACAGAUCUCAAGCUCGGCCUGGCGCUUGGUACGUGAGACGACAUAACAGGGCCGUUGAGGAUAGUCCAGCAGAAGAUAGAACGUCAUCACCUGAAUCCACACCUACCAAAUCACGAAGCUCUCCCACUGUGGCCGCCCUAUCACCUGCGGCCAACAUUUCUCGACAAAAGGUCACUUCGCCUACUUCAGCAUCCCGGUUCUCCUUCUUCAAUAUGGCCUCGACGCUGAAGGGUCUAGCAUCCGCUCCAGUCUCGGUGCCUAAGGACGACGAGCUAAUGAAUAUCGACAUUGAUGCAGCUCUAUUCCCCGGCGGUUCGCCGUCCGACGGCGAAUCCAACUCACCCGCCGCUUUCAAGAACUUACAAAUGAAUGCCCUCGGUCUACUACGAAAAUUUCAGGCAGCCUACCAACAUAAGGCCAUUGUAUGCCAGGAACUCCGUGCCGAAAAGGAUGCCCAAGAAGAGGAGAAAAUCGAAGCCGAGACACGGGUUACUCAUCUGAAGAUGCAGUUAGAAGGCAUGGCACAAAAAGCUGCAGAGACAGAAGCCAUGAUGCAAGCUCUGCUGGAGGAACUCAGUCGCGAAAAGAGGCUACGCGCAGAAGAAAAAUGUAUCAGAGAGGGCGGCAUUUUAUCUUCCGGCAUGUCAACCAUAUCCGAGGAUCUCGGUGUGGAAGACGACCAAAGGAAGAAAUACCGCCGUCGAAGUGGUGGAACUGCCAAAUCUGACGAGGCGAGCUUCGACACUGAUGAUGAAAGUGUAGAUGAAGUCAGUGUAUUUUCGAGGUCACGCAGCCCCACGCUGCCGGCUAGUAUAUCCGACGCGCAUGGCGUCUAUGUCGACAACGGCAACAACAUCUCAAUGCCACCAAUACCAAAACCCACCAUGCUGGAGCCGCCUCGUCCCACACGCCAAUCCCAACCCCAAAUGUCCACCUUUCAAAAGCUGUUCAAGGGUAUUUCUGGCGAUGCUGGCAGAGAUGGUGAGCGAGCUAUUGUCCAAGGCUGUCGAAAUUGCCAGGGCCAAGAUGCUGGCAUGGCUUGGGAUACGGCUAGUUUGUUAAGACACGAGAAUGUGUGUUUGAAGAAGAGAAUCGGGGAGCUAGAGAAUGCCGUUGACGAGGCACUUGAUGCCGUCAUGGGCCUACGGGCGUAA
Molecule: messenger RNA, 1527 nt
Organism: Metarhizium acridum CQMa 102
Lineage: Eukaryota; Fungi; Ascomycota; Sordariomycetes; Hypocreales; Clavicipitaceae
Source: RefSeq, a predicted model, not a curated record